[Torrubiella] hemipterigena is the source of this 1744-nucleotide messenger RNA. NCBI's taxonomy places the organism in Eukaryota, Fungi, Ascomycota, Sordariomycetes, Hypocreales, Clavicipitaceae. The record is from the annotation of a GenBank genome assembly.
GUGCAGAAAUAGUCAAUGCAGUGCCAGCAGACACAGGCAUAGAAUUCUGAAUCCUUCAGCAUCAUUGUCUAUCCAGAAGCUACCUGACACAUAUGCUAUACUUAUAGCUCAAGAUGGCGCGUUGGUUGCCGAGACCAAUUGAAGAGUGAAGAGACGACAGCAGCGGCGCUGAAUCUCUUCAAAGCUUCAAAGACAGAUUAUUCAUUCCUUACACAGUAAUGCCUGUUGCAAUGCAGGUACUUAGGGAUUCGGCGUUGAGUGCCGAUGACAACUCCGUGACUAAUGGGAAUGGUGAUGUCAAGCACGUUCGGUCUACAGGCAUAUCAGCACUGACGACUUUUCUCGCAAGCUAUCCAGCCGUUAGCUUCAUUCGUUUCCAAUGGGUUGACCUGUGUGGCGUCCUACGUACCAAAGUUGUCACAGUGGUGUUUGCAAAAUCAAUUGUGCGUGGUGAACGCCAUGUUGGCGGCAUUGUCUUUGCUUUCCAGGUCAAUGUUCUUCAAGAGUUGGUUGAAGAAGGUAUAGAGUGGAAGGGCCAUGAUGAACUUAUCCCCGACUGGUCGACAUUGCGAACAAGACACUCUCUUGAUCCGAAGCAUGCAAGCGUUAUGUGUUCUGUGUUUGAACAUCGCCACGGAAGACCCAAGCCGGAAUAUGGCAUCUGUCCUCGCCAUAUACUCAAAACUGUUCUGGAAAAGGCUCGCCAAGACUGCAAUAUGCAAUUUCUUGUGGGUUUUGAGAUUGAAUUCCAGAUUGCAAGGACAACGUCAACCCAGAAUCCUGGAAGUGAGUAUGAGCAAGCUUGCUUCGGACAGGGCCAUUAUGCCGUGUCUGGAUUGCGCGAUCCCAUUUUCAGUCAUGUCGAAGAAGCAGUAGAGAUACUACUUGAAGCGGGUAUUCAUGUUGAAACCAUUCACACCGAAGGAUGCUACGGUCAAUAUGAAAUGACGCUGGGCCCACUGAGACUGAUGGACGCUAUCGAUGAGCUUGUCUUUGUUCAUGACACCCUCAAGACCGUCUUUUCAAAACAUGGACUGCAGGUAGCCAUGUCACCAAGACCAUUCACAACCGCGUCUCAAAAUACCGGCCAGCAUAUGCAUAUCUCUACGGACAAUGCGCUUCUAGGAGAAUUCUUUUUGCAGGGAUUGGUACAGAGCCUACCAUCACUAUGUCCUUUUCUUUUAUCGUUCGACAUCUCAUAUGAGCGAUCGACUCACAUUCACAUCGGCAACGGUACUGCAAGUUGUUCUGAGAAAGAAAAGAAUAGCACCAUUCGACGUCUUGGAAGAGGGUAUUGGGAUAUUCGGUUAAGCGACGCAACAGCAAACAUGUAUUUGGCAUUAGCAGCUGUCAUCAGUGCUGGUCUGGAGGCGUGCCAACAGAAUCAACCGCUGACCUGGCCAUCUGCGGAUGUGCAACCGAAGGAGGCCGCUGUACAUCUACCAACAUCACUGCGUCAAGGCUUAGAGCUGCUAGAGAAAGAUGGCUGUCCAUUAGAGCGUGUUGUUGGUGGUGGCAUCAUGACUGCGUACCACUUACAUAGCGAUGAAGAAGAUCCGAGACAUGUUCUCUUGAGCGGGUGGGUGAGGCCAAGGCAAGGAACGUAUUGACGACCAUGCUUUGAGGUGAAUUUUGGUAGUCAAGAGGUUCCCCGUUAGUAUACAAUGAAUUGAUGUUAUUGUAUCGGGUUAUUCAGAUCCAUUGAAUAGUAGCCAGCACCUACCCGGCAUAGAUACAUUCUGGA